Molecule: messenger RNA, 2779 nt
Organism: Pseudopodoces humilis (Tibetan ground-tit)
Lineage: Eukaryota; Metazoa; Chordata; Aves; Passeriformes; Paridae
Molecular function (GO): protein binding
Source: RefSeq, a predicted model, not a curated record
CCUCACCUUCCACAGCCACAGCCUCUGUGGGCAGCUCUUCACCUUCCACAGCCACAGCCUCUGUGGGGAGCCCCUCACCUUCCACAGCCACGGCCUCUGUGGGGAGCAGAGCCACGACUCCUGGAGGAGAGGAAAGUUCCACCAUGGACCAGGGGAUCAGAACAUCUGAGCCCACUGCCAACACCUCCCAUUCCCUCCCUUCCACAUCCUUGGCAACCCCAUCCACAACGAACCUUAGUAUAACAACAUCUGUUAAUCCUCCUUUUACUGGAACUUGCUCAACAGUGUCCAUCGAAGUUCAGAAUGUGACUGAAGAAGAAAUACAGCUCAGCUGGACCAGUAGCAGCAAAGGCAGCCUCUACAACAUCUCUGUCAUGGAUGGAGAGGAGAUAAAUACAACAACUACAAAAGACACAGAAACUGUGUUUAAAAACCUGCUUCCUGGCCAUGUGUACAACAUUUCUGUGGCAGUGUCAUCUUGUGUUAAUAAUCGUUCUUCAGUCACUGUCCGAACAGAUCCUACUUCCGGUUUCGAAAUAACUGAGUUUUGUUCAGCACAAAGUACUCACUAUUCUGACUUAAAAAGCAUUGCAUGCUCCAGCCAAGCAUUUGCCUGCAGCGUUCGGUUAAAAAAUGAGAUAUUUAAUAAUACACUUUAUAACUCUGCUAGUGAAGACUACAAAACAAUGUCUGAAAGGAUCAAAACAGACGUUGUUGAAGGAAUGCAUGCUGAACUGCCACAGUGGAAUGACACCUUCAAUAUUGUCAUGCUGGAUUUCAGACCUGGCAGCGUGGUUGCUAAUUUUCUCUUUCUGCUGCCAAAAGAAGCCACGGAUGUGGGGAAUAUACAGACACACCUGAAAAAAGUAUUAAGGAACAAGUUUGGGCUGUUCCAAACUGAAGUGCAACCUCUGUCUGUUCAGUCAUCAACUGACAACAGUUCCUCCUGGAGAGUAGCAGUGAUUGUCCUUGGAGUUUUACUUGGAGUUGCAUUAGUACUGAUUCUUCUGGCAAUACUGUUUUACAUCUAUGUGAGGAGAAGAUCAGGUAUGGAAUUUCCCACAUUGUACACGUGGUAGAGUGAGGAACAGAGAAACUUCUCUUCAGCCUAUCCCCUAUAGGUACUGCAAUGACUCCUAACACUGGCAAACUAGAGAGACAGGAUCCAAACUACUCAAUACUGUAUUUAGGUGACACUGAAAACAGGGUGACUGAGCCUGGUAGCUGUGGCAGAUCACUUGAAUGCUCAGCUGAGUCCAGAGUCACCCUGUUGGGUUUUGUGCACUUGGCCAAGGGUGAUUUUUAUUUAAGGGAGACUUUUAUCACAAUAUAAAGAUACCUUUUUCUCUCCUGUGACUGCAGAAUGAGCCCAGGGUAAUUAGCGUUCUAGCAUAUGCAACUUGAUCAGGAGUUUGGAGAAAAAUGGCAUACAUCUCAGUUAUGUGGGCUUGCUAUAGAAGUCUGGUGGACCAGAAACUUGAUUUGGACUCUUCUCAAUUCAAAGUUUCUUCAAUUGCUGGGCUGUGAAGGAAUAACUGCUCAUAUGUGUGAAAUGUAUAGCAUGCUAAAUACAGGUGUGGUUCCACAGCAUAGUCUCAACGUGCUAGUAGAUGGGGAAGGGAAACAUUAGGUUAAUUUGACCUAAAAGUAUUUUUCUCACCUCUUUUUGCCUGUCAAAAAUGGUUGGCUGAGCAAGGAUGUGCCAUAAAGUGCAAUAUUGUCCUGCUCUUGAUAAUCCUAAAGUAGAGUCCAAUAGAAGAAACUCCUGUGACAUUGGAGCAGACCUUGCUUUAGAUUUCUUCUAAUUGGUUUAGAGCAAUUAGAAGAAAUGAUCUUUACCUUUUUCCACCACUCUUCACUGCAGUCCUGGAGAAGUUACAGUCUGUUUCUACUAUGGUGCAGUUUUUCCUGCUUGGACUGUGCUGAACAGAUGAUAAAGGGGCAGUUUACUGCUGUUCAUAUUUCCAGCAGGAUUUAUGUGUUUCAUUUCAAACCAGCUCUCCCUGUAUCUGUACAUUUUGUCAGUCUGCCUACACUCGGAAUUCCUGUUGAGGCACUGAGUAUCCUGUGAUGUUGAGGCCCUGGCUCACACCCCCUGAACACCCCUGUUUUCUGGGGAUUAAGUUAUGGUUAUUUGGCACAGCUUAGAGUGAAUUGGUGCCAGGACUGCAGCACAAGGUGGGAGUUCAUCAGAGUGGGGGUGCACAAACAGCUCUGCUCUGCUUCAUAUGCAGCCAGCAUUCAUUCUUUUCAUCCCUCCAUCCUCGUGCUCUAACACAGCUCCUGGCAGAGCCCUGCCAAGGACCCUGGCUGGAAUAUUAUUUUUAGUAGCAGGGACCUAGGAAACAGGGUCUUGCAUGCUCUCCUUUUCACAUGGAGGUCUUGCACACCCUCCAUGCAGUGUCAACUUGUCUAUCCUGAUUAGGUCUGGGGUGUGGAGUCACAGACACCCCACUGAUGGAAAGAGAGUGAUUAAUAUUUGUUAAACUUUUAUUAUGUGGCUUUUAAAUAUAGCUAGCUCUGGGUGUUCUACUCACUGAACAGUCACUCAACAAUGUAUUCUGUCAGUAAAUACAAGUUCUCUAGGGAGCUCUGUUGAAAAUACAAAUGAGUGCUCUUGCUUAUGUUAAUACUCUUUUAUUACUUUUUUUGAGGGAUCUACUUUAAAUAGCAAAUCCUCAUUGUCAGUAAACCUUUCUGAUGUUCUUGUAAAUAGUGUUAAAUAGAGACCAUGUACAGCAGGCUUCAACCGUCCUGGGAUUGUUCACACAAAAUGUGU